Messenger RNA from Opisthorchis viverrini, 930 nucleotides. RefSeq lists its product as hypothetical. Bases 1 to 930 code for a protein of 309 amino acids. The transcript has 3 exons. The record is from RefSeq and is a predicted model, not a curated record. Gene Ontology annotation, molecular function: DNA binding. NCBI's taxonomy places the organism in Eukaryota, Metazoa, Platyhelminthes, Trematoda, Opisthorchiida, Opisthorchiidae.
AUGGAUGUGCUUGACCAGACGCUUGAUUCCAAACCAUUCUCUCAGCUUCGCGACUCAUCCGGAGAUAGUGCGUUUCAUUUCAUGGAUGUGUCUGGGGCUCUUGACUUGUCCAACAAAACCGCAUCGAUGGAAAACGAAAAUAGUCUGAAACAGGAAGCAGGUGAUGAGCAGAGGGCAGAAGAAGAGUUGAAUGGGCAAACCUGGACAGGUAUUUCGAAAGUCGAGGUAUCCAGUCCGUUGGGAUCCACCCCAAAACCCUACUCACUGAAUGAUGCACCCGUCAAGGACCUGGGAUCAUGGAAAUGCUUCCCACUUGUUCCGACUCCUGAACAACUUCAAGCACAGCUGAGCGGGCGACCAGCGACAGAUUACCAAGUGACUCUGAACUAUGUAAAUCAAUUAUUUUCCCGACUGAUGAAACAACACGCCGGUCAGACUGAUUUCUGCUCUACAUUGGCGACUGGAAACAUGGGUGUUGAUGACCCUGCACCGACGAAUAGCCCCAUGCCGUUGUUUCCCUUCCUCACCACUGAUAGCCAACAAAGCCAGAAAUCCGACUCACCUUUUCCGUGGAGUCAUUCGUUUCUUCAUCAGGCCACAUCGAACGAAAUCAUGAACACUCAUCCUUUGUUUUACGACUACCAACCUGCGCAAGAGUCCAUUCAGUCGAAACCGACCAGUGAAAGUGGGUACCAUUCAUCCGUCCACCAUAGCAGCAGUUCACCGUCAGAUCCUGUCGCUUCACCCAACGUCUGUACGACCGAAAAGCAUCGCCAGUAUCGCAAGGCUCGGGCUUACUUUCAACCAAAACACAUGCAGUGUUUGGAAGACUUUUUCCGCCGGAGUCCGUACUUGUCUACUAAAGAUAGAGAAAUGCUAUCACAGAAGCUUCAGCUUUCAGAAGACCGAGCGGACGGGGAAGGGACUUAG